AUGGCUAGAAGAAGAAAUAACAAGAAAAACGGCAACAAGAAGACUUUUGGUGCUCGUGAUGAUAGCAGAGCUCAAAAUCACUGGAAUGAUUUAGUUAAAGAAAAUGCUAAAUGGGAACAAUACUACCACGAUAUUUUAGAUGUUAUCCCAGAUAAUGAAUGGGAAAGUUUUAAAAAGACUUGUCAAACUCCAUUGCCAUUAACUUUCAGAAUUACAGGUUCUAGAGCUCAUGCUCAAGAAGUUUUAAACCUUUUCAGAGAAAGACAUUUACCUAAUUUAACCAAUGUAACCUACGAAGGUGAAGUUUUAAGGACCCCAUUGGAAUUGCAUUGGUAUCCAAAUAAAUUAGCUUGGCAACUGGACGUUCCAAAGACCGUUAUCAGAAAGAAUGAACAAUUUGCAAAGACACAAAGAUUCCUUGUUAUAGAAAAUGCAGUUGGUAAUAUUUCUAGACAAGAAGCAGUCUCGAUGAUCCCACCUAUCGUUUUAGGUGUUAAACCUCAUCACACUGUUUUAGACAUGUGUGCCGCUCCAGGUUCGAAGACUGCUCAAUUAAUUGAAGCUUUACAUGCGGAUUCUGAUGAACCAACCGGGUUUGUUGUGGCUAAUGAUGCAGAUGCUAAGAGAUCUCAUAUGUUAGUUCAUCAACUAAAACGUUUAAAUAGCGCCAAUUUAAUGGUAGUCAAUCAUGAUGCCCAAUUUUUCCCACGUAUCAAGACUGUACCUGGGUCUGAUAGAAAAGUUGACUUGUUAAAGUUUGAUAGAAUUUUAUGUGAUGUACCAUGUUCUGGUGAUGGUACGAUGAGAAAGAAUGUCAAUGUUUGGAAGGAUUGGAACGCUCAAAGUGGUCUUGGUUUACAUCAAGUCCAAUUCAAUAUUUUGAAUCGUGGUCUACACCUUUUGAAGAAUGGUGGUAGAUUAGUAUAUUCCACCUGUUCCCUAAAUCCAAUUGAAAAUGAAGCUGUUGUAGCCGAAGCUUUAAGAAAAUGGGGUGAUUCCAUCAGAUUAGUUAAUUGUGAUGAUCAAUUACCUGGUCUUAUCAGAAGUCAAGGUAUCACUUCAUGGCCUGUUAUUAAUAGAAACAUGGAACCCAGAACUAAAGGGGAUGAAAAUACAUUAGAUAGUUGGUUCCCACCAAGUGCCGAAGAAGUUUCUAAGUUUAAUUUACAAAACUGUAUGAGAGUAUACCCACAUCAACAAAAUACUGGUGGUUUCUUUAUCACUGUUUUUGAGAAGAUUGGCGAUUUAGAAAAGAAUGACGACAAGAAAAGACUACCUGAUAACUCCACUGAAAAGUCGGAUGAAAAGAAAAUUAAAAGCAACGAUGAGGCUGCUGUAGUUCCACAGAAGAAGGAGAGAUUGCCACGUGAUGCAAACGAAGAACCAUUCAUUUUUGUUGAUCCAAAUCACAAAGCCAUUGAAUCUUGUUGGAAGUUUUAUGGUAUUGAUGAUAACUUUGACAGAAAUACAUGUCUGGUUCGUAAUGCCACUGGUGAACCAACAAGAGUUAUUUAUACAGUUUCCCCUUCAUUAAGAGAUAUUAUCCAAGCCAACGAUGAUAGAUUAAAGAUAAUUUAUGCAGGUGUUAAGUUAUUUGUGUCUCAAAGAAGUGAUAUUGAAUGUUCAUGGAGAAUACAAGGGGAAUCAUUACCAAUUAUGAAACACCACAUGAGUGGUAGCAGAGUUGUAUCAGCAAACUUGGAUAUGUUGAAACUUUUAUUAACUGAUUCAUUCCCUAAGAUUGAAGACUUAGAAGCCAAAAAUGUGGAUAAUAAAUUCCUGGAAGAUAUCAAGAAAUUAAGUUCUGGUUGUGCCUUUAUUAAAUUUGAAAGACAAGAUGGAGAAGACUUAUUUUUACCUGUUUGGAAAGGAACCAAAUGUAUGAACUUGAUGGUUUCUAAAGAAGAUUCACAUGAAUUAUUAUACAGAAUCUUUAACAUUGAAACCACUGCUAAAGACAAUGCAAAAGCCCCAAAACCAAAGGAGAUUUCUACUAAUGAUAAUGAAACCAAAGUUGAAGCUGUGGCUAAGUAA
Arxiozyma heterogenica is the source of this 2034-nucleotide messenger RNA. It is a transcript of the gene NCL1, whose product is annotated as tRNA (cytosine-C5-)-methyltransferase. The record is from RefSeq and is a predicted model, not a curated record. Lineage: Eukaryota; Fungi; Ascomycota; Saccharomycetes; Saccharomycetales; Saccharomycetaceae. The transcript has a single exon. Gene Ontology annotation, cellular component: cytoplasm; nucleus. Gene Ontology annotation, molecular function: tRNA (cytidine-N5)-methyltransferase activity; tRNA binding. Bases 1 to 2034 code for a protein of 677 amino acids. Gene Ontology annotation, biological process: tRNA methylation.